AUGUGGACCAAGUUGGCCGCAUUCUUGGCCGUCGCUGGCUCGACGGUGCAGGCAGUCGAGCCUCUCGUCGAUCUUGGCCAUGCCAAAUACAACGGUGUCGACCAAGGCGACGGCGUUACCAAGUGGCUGGGAGUCCGCUACGGCGCCGCUCCCGUGGGAGAUCUGCGUUUCCGCGCGCCUCAGGAUCCGGAGCCCAGCACGGAGUUCGGCCCCAUCUGCCCUCCGCAGCAGCCCACCGAUUUCACCGUGAGCUCCGAUGCGCCGGACCGGUUCACCGUCGAUGAGGACUGCCUCUUCCUUUCCAUCUUUGCGCCUACCGACGCGACGCCUGAGACGAAGUUGCCGGUGCUCUUCUGGAUCCAGGGUGGUGGAUUCACCUCCAACUCCAACGCCAACUACGACGCAACGGAUCUGGUCAAGGAUGGCGGCAUCAUUGUCGUUCAGAUUAACUACCGUGUCGGCAUGUACGGCUUCCUUCAGAGCAAGGAGGUCGAGGCCAACGGAAGCUUCAACAACGGAGUUAAGGACGUGAUCAAGGCCCUUGAAUGGGUGCAGACCAACAUCGAGCAGUUCGGCGGCGACAAGGACCAAGUCGUCAUCGACGGCAUCAGCGCCGGCGGCAGCGUCGUCGCUCUCCUCCUCGCCGCCAACGAGGGCAACCUCAACCUCUUCGCAGGCGGCAUCCUCGAGUCGGGCGGCUGGACGACGAUGCGCGACCUGCAGCAAGGCCAAGACCAAUACGACUGCCUCGCCAAAGAAAAGGGCUGCGCCAACACCACCGACAGCCUCGCCUGCCUGCGCUCCCUCAACGCGUCCGCCAUCCGCUCCUCGCAAUGCUGGUUCGGCCCGCACAUCGACGACGACCUCUUCACCGGCUCGCUCUUCGAAAUGUACUCCCGCGGCGCCGUCGCCACCGUCCCCACCAUCAUGGGCGCCUGCGCCAACGAAGGCACAAAGUACUCCGCCCCCGAGUCCACCAACUCCUCCGCCGACGCCCGCGCCUACUUCCUCGGCAACGACCCCACCCUCACCAACACGUCGCUGCAGAUCCUCGACGCGCUCUACAUCGACCAGCCGGCCCCCGUGUUCCCCGGCAAGGGCAGCAAGUUCCGGCAGGCGGCCAACGCGAUCGCGGACGUCGGCACGCACUGCAUCAUCAAGACGCUGCAGAACGCGCUCGUCGCCAAGGGCGCGACCACGUACACGUACAAGUACGCUGCGCGCGACCCGGAGGACGAGGCUGAGGGCUACGGCGCGUGGCAUGUUGUUAACAACUACGCUGUCUGGGGCCCGAACCGCACCGAUGGCGGUCCGCCGGCCAGCUAUGUGGGUGCGAAUGCGACGAAUGCGCGGGCGAUUGAGUGGACCCGCGCGUACUGGACGAGCUUUGUCAAGAGCCGCGAUCCGAACAGCGAUAGGGCGCGGGGCUCGGUCGAGUGGCAGCCGUGGUCCGGCGAUGAGGGGAGGGAGAGGCUGUUGAUUCAGACGAAUGGGACGAGCAUGGAGAGGAUGACGGAUGCGCAGAGCUUGAGGUGCGAUGCUGUGCAUGAGUUUAGCGAGGCGCUUGGUAGGCCCAGGUCCGGUGCGGAGAAGACGGAGUUGGAUCGCGUGGCUGCGGCGAAGGCGUUGGCUGCGAAGGAUUGUGGGUUCGAUGAUGGCUGCAAAAGGCAGUAA
Messenger RNA from Lasiodiplodia theobromae, 1674 nucleotides. Its product is annotated as Carboxylesterase. The record is from RefSeq and is a predicted model, not a curated record. The coding region runs from base 1 to 1674 and encodes 557 amino acids. Lineage: Eukaryota; Fungi; Ascomycota; Dothideomycetes; Botryosphaeriales; Botryosphaeriaceae. The transcript has 3 exons.